Molecule: messenger RNA, 592 nt
Organism: Gopherus flavomarginatus (Mexican gopher tortoise)
Lineage: Eukaryota; Metazoa; Chordata; Testudines; Testudinidae
Product: zinc finger protein 621-like
Exons: 5
Coding region: 20-577 (185 amino acids)
Biological process (GO): regulation of DNA-templated transcription
Source: RefSeq, a predicted model, not a curated record
UGCCGUGGGGGCUCUGGGCAUGCGCAGAUCGGGGAGGCUGCGGGGCUACAGAAUAACGUCCACGUUUUGCUCCAGAUCAUCCCAUCCUCCCAGGGGGAAGGCAAUGGCUGCAAUGGAGCUGGCUCAGGGGCCGGUGACUUUCAAGGAGGUGGCUGUGUAUUUCACUAGGGAGGAAUGGGCUCUUCUGGACCCUGUUCAGAGAGCCCUCUACAGGGAUGUCAUGCAGGAGAACUAUGAGACGGUGACCUCGCUGGUAGGGUUUCCAGUUUCCAAACCUGAUAUGAUCUCCCAGGUGGAACGAGGGGAAGAGCCGUGGGUUCCAGACCUCCGUGGCUCUGAGAAAGAAGUGCUUCCAAGAGCUGCCUGCACAGGUGAUGGGAUGGUGAGUGAGAAUGAGGAGGAGAAACCCCAUCAGGAAGAUGCUGAGCAAAGAGAAGCACAUGGAAUGUCAUCAGGAAGAUCCAAAGAGAAUGUUUCCAGGAGUUGUGCACUCCCAGAAAAACCAAAAGCCUGUGAGACUCAGGGGAAGCCAGAGGGAAACUUUAGUAGCCUCUCAGACCUUAAAGCAAGCGGUUGAAUCAACUUGGACGAG